GGGACUUUUCUUUCUUUUUUUCGACAGAAGGAGGGGUGUUGUGGGGAAAUGCUCGGCGGACCGUGAAGCGUAACAGCAAGAAGAGGGACAAAGACGCGCAUAGCGGGACAAAAUGCGACAGACAGAAACCUCUUCCAACUAAAAAAAAACACAACAACAUCGGAAUGCGCGGAUGGAUGUUAAAAGUGGUCGAGCUGGGAAGAGAAGUCGAAACCAAGAAUGGCAAGAAAGAUGAUUUCAAGUGUACAAACUGAGUUGUGGACAAUGACUGUGGUUAGAGUGCGCGUUAACUUUGGAUAGCCCCGCGGCGCGUUUCACAGAGCUGCACCGGUGGCACGGAGCAGGCACAGGCUCCACUCAGGAGUGUGAUUCCCCACUUUUGAACGGACAUGCUUCCCGGAAUGACUGUUUCUGCGCUGUUUCUCUUUUUUGCAGCCACGCGUGGUGAUUUCCCCGAGUCAGAUCCUAUUGGAGAACUCAGCAGGAGGAGGCAAACUUAACAUGUGUACAAGUUUUCGUGGAUAAUUUAUAAAAAGGACUAUUUUCUUCGACCGCGUUGGUGACAAACUUUAUAUGGAAUACUUCUGAACUCAGAUAUAUUGUCCUGAUCCUAAUGUGCUGGUUAGGAAAGUGCACGUCACCGAACUAGAACUCCAUCCAAGCAUGAAAUGUUGGUGCAGCGCCCUGGCACUUCUCCCAUGGGUGCUGGUGGCCUUAGAUGCCCAGCUAAUCUGCUGGCAGGCGCUCCUCCGGUGCCACGAGGAGCCCGAGUGCGACCUUGCGUACAGUCAGUACAUGGCAGCUUGUGAGGGUAACAUUAGGGGGACGAGGAGGCAGUGUCCGAGCCACUGCAUCAACGCGCUCAUCAGGCUGAAUCACACCCGUAGCGGGCCGGACCUGGAGACCUGCGACUGCGCACAGGACUUGGAGUGCCUCAGCGCCAAGCGAGCCAUAGAACCGUGCCUCCCCCGCAGACACCCGAGCGAUGCCGGGGGGAUCGGGUGCAUGGAGGCCCGGCAGCGCUGCGAGGAAGACAUCAACUGCCACACCUCCCUCACGGCCUACUUGUCAUACUGCGGGCAGCUGUUCAAUGGCAGGAAGUGCUCCUCCAAGUGUAAAGCCACCAUUCAGCAGAUGCUGUUCAUCCCGAAUGGCAUGCUGCUGAACCGCUGCGUUUGUGAUGGGGUGGAGAGGCCUUUCUGUGAAGUGGUGAAGGAGAACAUGAGCAAACUGUGCUCUAUAGGAGACCACAUUGUUAUAUCAGACCAGCCUGAUGUGGAUGACAUCUAUGAGGAUGAAGACUAUGAUCCUAAAAACGACAGAGAGGAGGUUUAUACUGAUCAUUCCUCUGCUCCACAGAGGCUGUCCAGUUGCAUGCUGCUCCUGUGUCUUCCUCUGGCAUGGAUAUUGUGCUGAGACAAUGUGUACUUGAAAAUUUGUUGGAUUAAUAGAUGACAGUGUGUCCAGCAGGAAAUCAGCGGCUUGAUCAGUGGGCCGGCUUGCUGGCGCAGGACUCAGACCAGGUCUGCUGGAUAAGGGAAGCUAUUUUUUCACCC
Molecule: messenger RNA, 1556 nt
Organism: Plectropomus leopardus (leopard coralgrouper)
Lineage: Eukaryota; Metazoa; Chordata; Actinopteri; Perciformes; Serranidae
Product: growth arrest-specific protein 1
Biological process (GO): regulation of cell cycle
Source: RefSeq, a predicted model, not a curated record